This is a messenger RNA of Sitodiplosis mosellana (orange wheat blossom midge), 3309 nucleotides long. RefSeq names its product homeobox protein DLL-4. Gene Ontology annotation, biological process: regulation of transcription by RNA polymerase II. NCBI's taxonomy places the organism in Eukaryota, Metazoa, Arthropoda, Insecta, Diptera, Cecidomyiidae. The transcript is spliced from 4 exons. The coding region runs from base 610 to 2058 and encodes 482 amino acids. Gene Ontology annotation, molecular function: DNA-binding transcription factor activity, RNA polymerase II-specific; RNA polymerase II transcription regulatory region sequence-specific DNA binding. The record is from RefSeq and is a predicted model, not a curated record.
AUCAUUCUCAUUUUAAAUCUCGCCCAGAAUGCGAGCUAAAAGAAAGUCCUGCUUCUAAGUCGAGAAUUUCAACACUAACUUUUUGUUCUAACUAAAACUCGUGACGCUUCGUCUAAAGUUUUUUUUAAGUUUUCCAUAAAUUUGUUUUGAAAGAAAAAGAAGAAAAGUUCUAUUCGAUAAUUUUAAUUAAAUUCAAUGAAAAAGUAUAAUAAAAAGUUAAAUUUUGUGGUGAUUUUUUACAAUAAUUGUAACCAAAGUAAUCCAAACCAAAGUUUUUGAUUUAAUUAUGAAAGUGAAACAUGACCAAAAAAUAAAUUUGUUAUUUUGUUUGAUUAAAUAAAAUCGAUAGAAAAUUCAUCAAAAGUAUUAACUAGUCACAGUGCAAAAUAACUCAUUCUGCGGAGUGAUUAAAAGAUAUUUUAUUUGAUAAAAAUCUUGAAAAGAACAUUCGAUUGAUAAAAAUCGGCAUUUCAAACAUUUUUCCGUCGCUUUGUCUCCACUUUAUAACCAAUCACAAGAAGAAUCAUUCAAAAACCCAGUUUCAAGUGCCUUUUAAAGAUAAAAAAACCGGGGCAAAGCGAAAAGUUCAAUUCUGUGAGCCACCAAAAAAUGGAAACAUCUUCAUUCGACGAUCAGAUUUUUAACGAUUUCACUGGUCCAUUAAGUCCGCUUGGUGCGAAACAAAUAACGCAAGGUGGUCACAGUAUACACGUGAUGCUCGGCAUGAAUUCGACUGGAUCACCGGACAUGUGCAAUCAGCGUUUGCCUGAGGUGCAAAGUCUGUUGCCCGGCUCACCAAAGCUAACGCAUUACAAAGCGCUCGAUUACAUGGGCAAUAAAAUCGAUUAUAACACGAAAUUGGCAUCGUAUUCGCCGACACCGCCGCCAAAAUAUGAGUAUGUCAAUGGGAAAAUGGAUCAAUACUCACCGAAUCACAUGCCAAAAAUCGAAUACAAGCCCAUGGAUUACAAUUUAAAUCCGAAAAUGGAAUAUGGCAACGCUAAACUGGAAUAUGAUCCACACAUGCAAAUGUAUCAGCAACAACCUGUUUCGGUGGUGCCGCCAACAUCAACGCAUCACAUUUCAACAUCGCAUUCACUGGAAUCGCCGUUGAUGAACGAUAAAAAGAAAGCCGACGGUCAAUGCGAUCAAUCGGACAAUCAAUCAGUUAGUCAAUCCGACGCAUCAAGCACAUCAAAGAAGAACGAUAAAAAGAAAGGCGAUAUCAAUGGUGUUAAGAAGAAAAAAACAAGAACAACGUUUACAGCCUUUCAGUUGGAAGAAUUGGAGCGUGCCUUUGAACGUGCACCAUAUCCUGAUGUAUUUGCCCGAGAAGAACUCGCUCUUAAGCUGCAUUUGAGCGAAUCUCGAGUUCAAGUUUGGUUUCAGAAUCGUCGUGCUAAAUGGCGUAAGCGUGAACCACCCCGCAAGUCAGGUUACAUAAAUACGAAUAGUCCAUCGACAGCGCUUGGUACACCGUUGGGACCGCCAUUUGCUCCAUUCCAGCAAAACACAGCGGUCAGCCCACCAGGCAGUGUCGAUAGUUGGACAAGUUAUCAAUCGCCAUACGAACUGAGUCCACAUUUCAGCCUAUUGUCACCAGCGGCCAGCCCAUACGGUUCAUUUUCGGGUCAAUAUGGUACAGCUUAUGUGCAUGAAAAUCAAUUGUAUCCCGUGCGCCAGCACUAUGAGUACGGAAGCCCACCGCGCGUUGCCAACGGUGAAAUCGAUGAUAAAACCGACCAUUACACAACCGCAAUGGAUGACAAAUAUGACAAUCCAUGCACCGAAACCGUUCCGAAUGGAAAAUACAUGGACGAAAUAAAGUACAGCAAUAUGCAUAACGUCGAACCGAAGUACACAAAUUGUCACAUCGAUGAUCAUUCGAUAAAAACGUUGCCGCCGCCAUCGUCAACACAGCAGUAUGCAACAACAACAACGACCAAUUUAACCACAGUUGGUGGUUGUCAUACGGACGAUGUCACUGAUAAUAUGACUAUUAAAUCUGAAGAUGCCAACGUUACGCACAGCUAUGUUUUGCCUCCUUUUUUACAUUGAAACGGACCGAACUAUGAGCAUCGCAUUAUCAAUGUUUUUAGCUACGAUGUAAAUAUGAUGUAUAUUAGGUAUGUGUGUGUGUGUGUGUGUGUGUGUGUGAGUGUGAAGAAUCCAAAUGGGCAUUAAACUGCUGCGAACAACACACGCAUUCCAUACCUAUUAUUUUCGCGCUCCAAUAAACAACUGAGAGCCCUGCUGUCAAUGGACGAUGAGCUAUUGAUUUUUAUUGAAUGCCAACGAAAAAUGCCUUCAGUUUAUUUUAUUUUAUUUUAUUUUAUUGAAAAUCAUUACUUUUAUUUUUGCUUUCAUUCAGUUUUAUUUAAAGUUUCUUUUUCUUGCCUUUUCUGCGUGUCCGUUUAUAUAGUGUUUGUGCGUUUUUGUUGUAGAUUUUUAACGAGAAAAGUUUCAUUUAAAAAAAAAUGUCUUAUUUUUCGUCAGAUAAUGCAAUUUGAUAAGGAUGACAGUCGGCAUAAGCUGAGUCAUUCGAGAUGUUGCAGAAAUAAUGGAUUACGGGUGAAAUUCGAAUCGUGAAUAAGUUCACACAAUCGAGUUCAAGGAACUCCAAAGAGAUUUACAGUAAUUUUACAAUUAGUAUACAUUUUUUUCAUUCGGUUCUUGAGACAAGUCUUCGUUAUCAAAUAGCACCGAUUUGAGUUUUUAUUCAGUGAACUAUCGAAUUCAAUUUAGAAAUUAGAUUUAAUUUAAUUUAAUGUUGUUUGUCCGCAACAAAAUCCAAAGACGUCUUGCCAAAACAGUAUUCCAUAUAUUUAAGCCUUGAGUGUUGAUUUAAAUCGGUCAUCACAUUCUUUUUUAGCCUUAAGUGUAUAACUCUAAUCAAUGUGCAUUCCAAAUGUGCCUUCAUUAUUUCGACUAGUUCCGAAUAAUUUACAUUCUAAAUUUUAAUUAUAAAAUUACUAUAUUUGUUAAGGCAUCCAAAGAACAAUUUCAAACCAAAAUUAUUCCAAGAGCCAAAAUAAUAUCGUAGAAAUAAGAGGAACAUGAAACGAACGCUAAAUUUUAAGUUUUGUACAUUUGAAAAGCAUGAGCUGCUUUUAGUUGUUUUUGAGAGCAUUUGGUGCAAUUUUUUUUCUGAUUUCUCAAGCAAAAUGAUCAACAAACUCAUGUAAAUAGAUCGAUGGAGUAAAUUGUUUUUCUCAUUUAUGUUUAACACUAUUUUAUGCCAAAUACGUAUAGUGACUAAAUAUACUCAAUUAUUUUUUUGUUUCUUCUCUUGUAUUUUAUGACCAACAA